Colletotrichum siamense is the source of this 1560-nucleotide messenger RNA. RefSeq names its product putative transporter. The transcript has 9 exons. Bases 1 to 1560 code for a protein of 519 amino acids. Gene Ontology annotation, cellular component: membrane. Gene Ontology annotation, biological process: transmembrane transport. The record is from RefSeq and is a predicted model, not a curated record. Lineage: Eukaryota; Fungi; Ascomycota; Sordariomycetes; Glomerellales; Glomerellaceae. Gene Ontology annotation, molecular function: transmembrane transporter activity.
AUGGGUUCUCAACCCGAACCUCACGUCGUUGAUGAGGAGAAGAAGGUCGCGAUUGUGUCUGAUGACAAUGCGCAAUCAGACACCAAGAGUGAAGUGAUCGGCGAUUCGCAUCUGAUCGAGGUCGAGGGCCGCUACACGAAGGAAGAAUUCCACAAGUUGAAAAGGAAGAUUGACCGCUACCUGCUUCCUCUCAUGUGGCUUUGUUAUGGUAUCCAGCAAACAGACAAGACUGCGUUGGGAACACAAGCCAUCUUCGGCUUGCGUGAGGACACCGGUCUGGUGGGCCAGCAGUACUCGUGGUUGACGACCAUCUUCUACAUCACAUACAUGGUUUGCGAAUUCCCAAGCAAUGUCGUCGUCCAACGUUACAAGAUGGGUCGAACCCUGUCAAUCUACAUGAUUUGCUGGGGCAUCAUUGUCUUGUGUAUCGGGUUUGCUAAAAACUUUACUCACCUCAUUGCGCUUCGUGCUCUUCAGGGAGCAUUCGAGUGUUGUAUCAGCCCGGGAUUCAUGCUUCUUGUCGGAACGUGGUACAAGACCCGUGAACAUGCAUCUCGUUCCCUUGUAUUCCAGAGUGCCAACGCUGGUUUUGGUGUCAUUGCCAGUCUGAUCAUGUACGCCAUUGGUUCCGCAACCCAGGGUAGAGAAGGAGUGCAACCUUGGCGAUACAUCUCCUACUUUUUGGGAGGUCUUACUACCUUCGUCGGAUGCCUUUGCUUGCUUCUUCUCGGCACACCAUCGGAGGUGCUUUGGUUAAACAAGGAGGAGAAGGAUAUGGCAAGCGCUCGUAUCAGAUCAAACAACACCGGAAACGACAAGACCGCUAUUAAGGGCUGGAAGUGGAAGCAAGUCCGCGAGUGUCUCAUGGACCCUUGCUUCUGGUUUGCUGGCAUGAAUGCUUUCCUCAGCUCUGUGCCGAACGGUGGCUUGACUACCUUCGGUAGCAUCGUCAUCAAAUCCUUCGGCUUUACCAGCUUGCAGACCAUCUUGAUCGAGAUUCCCCGAUCUGUGAUGUCAGUCGUCAUCUUCAUCUGCGUCGGCUUGACCUGCAGCAAGUGGUCCAAUCUUCGAAUGUUCUUCAUGGCCGGCUCCGUCCUUCCGCCGUUUGCAGGAUUCUUGGGCAUGUCGCUCCUCCCCAACGACCCCGCCAUCAAGUGGACCAAGUGGGGUUGCUACUUCAUCACGGUUCCCUUCGUGCUUGGUCUUUUCCUUGCCUGGACCCUCAUUCCGAGCAACACCGCCGGUCGCACUAAGCGUACCAUCACUAGCAGUUUCACCUUCGUUGGAUACUGCGUUGGCAACAUGGUGGGAAGUCAGAUCUUCAAGGAGAAGGACGCGCCGAAGUACACCCCUGGAACUAUCGGAUGUGCCAUUUGCUUCGGGCUUGAAUUUGCGCUCAUUCUGACCUGGCGCUUUGUCCUGGUCAGAAGAAACAAGAAGAGAGAUGCGCAGCAGGCAAACGACGGUCUGACUGCCGAGGAGCGACAGAAGAAGGGCAAGGAGUACGGCGAGGCGGACUACACUGACUUUGAGAACCCCUACUUCCGGUACACCUUAUAG